ACAAAAUGGAGGAUGGCACCGAAAAGCCAAUUGCCUUCUCCUCAAGGACGCUAGCACUAGCAGAGAGAAACUAUUCCCAACUAGAAAAAGAAGAUCACCAGCCACUGCGACACUUGUUCGGGGAGAAAAAAGGGAUCCCCAUCAUGGCAGCAUCACGAAUACAACGCUGGGCACUAACACUGAGUGCUUAUGAAUAUUCUAUCGAGUACUGCCCAGGGAAAAAC
This is a messenger RNA of Geodia barretti, 224 nucleotides long. The record is from the annotation of a GenBank genome assembly. Lineage: Eukaryota; Metazoa; Porifera; Demospongiae; Tetractinellida; Geodiidae.